Molecule: messenger RNA, 3059 nt
Organism: Nothobranchius furzeri (turquoise killifish)
Lineage: Eukaryota; Metazoa; Chordata; Actinopteri; Cyprinodontiformes; Nothobranchiidae
Product: zinc finger protein Pegasus
Source: RefSeq, a predicted model, not a curated record
UACAUUUCCGAUGGUCGUGAAGGCAACUGUUGCAUUUGCGUGAAUAACGUAUCAGGAGAAACCAAACACGGAAGCUAAACAGACAUUCAGGAGAAACCAUCGACACGUUUCUGUCAGUAUCAGCGGUGGUUGGUAUGUGAAAGAGAACAGAUAUAAUGGAAGAGAUCAAGAGCGAACCUGUGGAUUUCGUGAAGGAAUUUCAAGAAUACCUGACCCAGCAAACCCAGCACGUCAACAUGAUCUCGGGUUCUGUUUGUGGAGAAAAGGAGACAUCAGAGCAUUUCCACGCUGUUGCACCAAGAUGUGAGCAGAAUGGUCUGGGCCCUCCGUCCGUGGAGGUGAGCCUGGAGGAUGUGUCAGAUGUUCAGAUGGACGGCUUGGAGAGGACCUGCGAUGGAAAAUACAAGUGUAGCUAUUGUAGCUAUGCCAACAAGGGCAUGGCUCGUUUAAUAGAGCACAUCCGCAUCCACACAGGUGAGAAGCCUCACCGCUGCCAGCUGUGUCCGUUUGCCUCCGCGUAUGAGCGCCAUUUGGAAGCCCACAUGCGCUCACACACAGGAGAGAAGCCGUAUAAGUGUGACCUCUGCACCUUUCGAUGUAGUGACCGCAGUAACCUGUCCCACCACCGCCGGCGGCGGCACAAACUCCUGCCCACGAGGGCGACCCGCUCUCCUUUCUCUAACAAGAGGAUGCUGAGCUCUCUGCAGAAGAGGACUGGGUCAUUGGGCUUCAGUCGGCGACUCCUGAUCAACUUGAACCCUCCCUCCAUGGUGAUGCCACGGUCUGAUUAUUUAAAUGAUUUACCUCACAAGAUCCACCACUUGAAUAACAGUGAGUACAAAACUCCUCCCAAGGUGGAUGAAAAUGAGAGCCACAGCCAGAGUGCCAAUGGUUUUAGAAAUUCACUGGACCAGCUGUCUGCUCUUGCUGGCCAGUUGACCAGUCUUCAUCCUGAACCUCAAACUACUGCAACCCCUGACCGGGAGUACCUAAAAGAUGAGAAACCAAUCCUGAUACAACACAUCUCCAGUGAACAGGUUGCAGUGUGUUCCAACAGAGUUCAGACAUCUCCACCUAAAGAUGAAUCUCCAACCUCAGGACAUGAAAGCUGCAGUCCGGUUCCUGGCUUCGGCACGGAGAACAACACAAACACUCUUACUGGAAGCAUUAGCAACAGCCAGGCGAGCACACCCACACCUGCCCUGACGACAGAGCAACAGCUCUUACAGAAGUGCCAGCAUUGUGACAUCCACUUUUCUGAUAAUAUCCUCUAUACCAUUCACAUGGGCUGCCAUGGUUAUGAACAUCCAUUCCAGUGCAACAUCUGUGGUCACAUGUGCAUAGACAAAUAUAAUUUUGCGUGUCAUUUUGCUCGUGGACAACACAAGAAGUGACAAUGUGUGUUUUUAGUCCCCGGCUCUGGUUUAGAACUAAAGAAGAGACAGAACAGGCUUCACAGAGCAAAAUCAGUUUUUAAAGGUGUGGAUCUCCGAAUUUUUUUUAAAAUUAUUAUUUCUGAUUAUAAUGGAUCACUCUCAGUUUAUCAUGCAGGCUGAACAUGAAAAUAUCUCCUACAUCUAUCUCCUGCAUUAGCUUCUCAUAAAAAAUAGACGGUGAAACUCUAGGAUUAGAAAAGCCGGACAGAUCUACGUCACACUGUCACUUAAUAUUCAUGGACUCACCCACCUUGGCUCACGACGGGAAGGAUGUUGUUGUUUUUAACGUCCAGGAAACAGAACGUUCUGACUAGUGGAAGCUAACCAUUAGCAUUAGCAACACCACCACACAGAAAAUCUCCUCCAGACUUGUGUUAUUUGUGGAGAUAAAACAUCAACGUUGCAAGUCAGUGGUAGACUCGUGUUAACGUUUUCCAAUCCGAGAUGCCCAAAUAUCAGGAAAUAAGAUUCUAAAACGUGUUGUAUGAUGCUACGUUCUCCUCCAGCUGACUUCUUUCAACAGGUGCACCAAACUUGUCGUGCUGGUCCAAGCAAUUCUGGGCUUUUUUUGCCCCGAGUACGGCUUGCAAGGCACCCGUUCCUACUAGAGACCUCUGCAACAUGAGUUUCCCACACCUUUAAAAGACUAGAUUUGAUCAGUGAAUCCUGAGAAUACCUAGGUGGCUGGAUGUUACAUUAGCAAUACUUACUUACUGUAGAAUUGACUAGAAUCAUUUAUAAACUUGGUUUAGAGACACACAAUCUGUAUUUUCAUUUAAAAGAGGCUACAGAAAACUUCAGAAAGAUUCAUAAAUGUGAAGAGAACUAAGAAGGACCUGCUUUAACUAAUAAUUUACCUAAUUUAGCAUCUUUAAAAGCGGAGCAGUUUCCUAAAACCUUGUGAACUAAUUUAAUAAAGCACCACCUGCGCUGUACUGAGACCUUACUACUAAAAUAUUUAUACAGUUUUCCUGUUUUUGCAUGGAUCCACAUUUAUCAACAUUAUAUAUAUAUAUAUGUUCCUUUCCACACUUUUGUGUACAAAAUAACUUGAUUUGUAAAGUUUGAGAAUUGUAAUCACGUUUUUACAGACAGCUAAUUGAGCAUCCUUUUAUUUUUGACUAAAUCAGUAUUUUAAUAUCUAACUACUUACAUGAUAUUGUAGGUAAGUGCUCUAAUAACACACCAAAGUUUGGUUUUUAGGUGGACACGUCAGUGGUACAUCUCUGGAAGUCUGGAAAGACUACUCACGGUUCUGAUUAUUAUCUAUACCUCACGACCAUUUCCCCUGUCUGUGUAAGGAACUUUUGUAUUUUUUUACGAUACUGAUGUAGUAGUUUUGUGGUAUUAUAGCCAUUUGUGGUACAACAUUAAAAUGACUGUUUAGUAGCGAAGCUGAGACACUUUAAAUCUCUGUAACUCACAUUAUUACAUGUAAUCACCGGGUGAAGUGGUGAACUUGUUUGUACUUGAUGACUUAAUUGCUUGAAAAGGAAACAUUUAGAAAACUAUUCCUUAUAGUUUGUCUCGUUUGUGGACACUGUAGAUGCUUGACAUACAUUUUGAAAAGAAUGUGCUCUUUUUUUUCUAACAAAGCUUUUAUUAAUAAAUUAAUUAAAUUUG